Molecule: messenger RNA, 423 nt
Organism: Penicillium brevicompactum
Lineage: Eukaryota; Fungi; Ascomycota; Eurotiomycetes; Eurotiales; Aspergillaceae
Product: GFA family protein
Exons: 4
Coding region: 1-423 (140 amino acids)
Molecular function (GO): carbon-sulfur lyase activity
Source: RefSeq, a predicted model, not a curated record
AUGCCAAAAUACACAGGCUCCUGUUUCUGCCACAAGAUCGAAUACAAUCUAUCGCUGUCGUCCCCCGAGGAUGCGCGGACCUCGCUCUGCCACUGCCGAAACUGUCAAAAAGCAUUCGGAACUAACUACGGAUUAACAACCAAGGUCCCCAAAGACAGCUUUAGCUACACGAAGGGAAGCCCGAAACAGCAUGCCGCCGAUAAUGGCUCUGGCGUGACGAUCUACCGCGAGUUUUGCGACACCUGUGGUAGUUUUAUCCUGGAGUAUGGGGAGAUGGCUAAAGACAAGUUUCGUUACAUCACCGCCGGCUCUCUCGAUGAUCCGGAGGCAUUGGCACCUAAGGGCGAGUUCUUCUGCAAGAUGCGAGCGAGCUGGAUGCCAGAAAUCCCCGAUGUCUUUCAUAAGCGUGAAGUAAAAGAGUGA